AUGACCGGCUCCAAGAUCAAGAACAUUGCCAAGGGCGCGAAGGCAGUCAUCCACAAAGGCGACGAGGGUCGAUCUGGUGAGGAGGACGGGGGCACGAUCACCUUUAUGGCCAAGUGGAAGCUCAGCGAAGAUGCGAAGCCCGACAACGUCAUCGUCGACGUCACACCGCGCGAGAUCGUGUUCAAGGACCCGCGCAACGACUUCCGGGUCGUGGAGAAGUACAACUACUUCCAAAUCAAGCGAUGGGCCAUCGGCCAAGGCGUGGUGGGACUCGACUUCGGACCCUAUCGAGACAAGGGCCUCCUGAAGCUGUCGACGGACCGAAGCGAGGAGAUCGGCCUCCUGCUCACCGAGUACAUCAACGUCAUCAAGACCCAGAUCGACAAGAAGAAGGAGACCGGCGGCGGCGGCGGCAACGGCUCGAUGGGGCCGCGCGGGGGCAUGCCGCAGGUGAGCGGGCUGCGCGACGAGGCCGAGGCCGGGAGCGCCGACGUACUGCCGCCGCCGGUGAUGAUGCGCGCCACGAUGCGCCCGUCGGCAGCGUCGCCGGGGUCGCCGUCGCUGGGGUCGUCGCCGUCGUCGCCCUAUCGGUCGCCCGCCAUGCCCAUGGCCGCGCCUGCCUCACCGCGUGGCCACUCCCCGCCGCGCUUCACGCAAGUGGCGCUACAUCCAAAGGCCGGUAACGUCCUGCCGCCUCGCCCACCGCCUCGCGCAGGCGGAGGGGCAGGAGACGCGACCAUCGCGGGCGGCUCGUCGUCCCCCCUGCCGGCCACGUCGCCCUUCUCCUCCUCCUCCUUCCCCUCCAGCUCGCCCCUCUCCUCCACGCCGUCGCCCUCCACCUCCCCCUCGUACAGUACCAUGUCGUCGCCGCCCCUGGGCACGUCGCCCUCGGGCGCUCCGCCGGUGGCGGCGCGACGACCCACCCCGCCGAGGCCGCCUUUCCCCGUGGCGUCGUUCGGCGAGCCUGCAGCGCCCGCGUCGGAGUUGAAUAUUUCGGUGUCGGCGCCGCCGUUCUCGCCCUACGCGCCGGCGCCGGCGGUGGCGACGGGCGGCGGCCCGAGAACGGCUACAUCGCUGUCGCACUCGGCGCCGGCCAAGGUGCUGCCGCCCGUGCCGCGCAAAGUGCUGCCGCUCCCGCCCGCAGCCGCGCAGUCACCACCGACGGUCGCGGUCGAUGCGCCGCGACGGCCCAGCACCGAGGAGUCGACCAGCAACAACGAUGGCGGCGGCGGCUCGGCCGACAACCUUGACGGCGGCGACGGUGAGGACGCGCCCCUGCGCCCACCCCGGCCCGCUCGCCCCAUUCAAAAGCCUCGCGUGCCCGACUUCCUGAACCAGCCCGUCGCGCCUCCGCGCACCUCGUACCGCAAGUCGCGGAAGGGCGGCAGCGUCAUCGGCAGCCCUUACUCAGGAGCGACGAUCCGCGUGAGCCGGCGAGGGCAGCGACCGGGUGUGGGCGACAGCGGAGAGUUCGGAUCGUCGGACGAAGAUGGCGGCAUCAACUCACCCUCCGACCUGCCCUUCCUCGACGCCGAACUGCCGCCCAUCCCCACCGUGCCGCCCCGCAACCGGCCCUCACCCCCGGUACCCCCGCGCGAGAAGAAGGCCGCCGUGUAA
Molecule: messenger RNA, 1617 nt
Organism: Acanthamoeba castellanii str. Neff
Lineage: Eukaryota; Discosea; Longamoebia; Acanthamoebidae
Exons: 6
Coding region: 1-1617 (538 amino acids)
Source: RefSeq, a predicted model, not a curated record